ACCAUGUUCAGCAAUGUUAUAAGUGUUUUGCUUACAAUUUGUUGCAAUUAAAACGUCUUUAUAAGGACACAUGGUUAUUGUAAUGUUUUAUGCUGAAAUGUAUUUGCCUGACGUGGGUAAAAAUGGGUGCAAUUUGUUGUUAGACCAUACUUUGUCUACAUGAAAUAAAGAGAAGUAAAUUAAGUAAAAAGUAAAACAAAUUAUUUGGUCUUGGUAAUAUAAAAGGUAAGAACAAAGUAUUCAGUGUCAGUAGUACUCUAUUAAAGUGCAAAUUCCUCAAAUUAAUACUUAAGUCGAAUAUAUCAGUGCAAUUUCUCAAGUGCUUUACACUCAUGUAACUUUUAAAUUGAAUCAUUACCUGCAUUUAAUGUGGAGGCCACUAUGUGUCACUCUUGUUCCACUGGCUGUGUUAAAGGCGUGUCUCUUCUCCUCCUCCUCAUCAUGACCAGCCCCCUCUCUCUGUCUCUGCUCUCUCUGAUUCUCUCACCCUCUCCUUCGUAUAUCUCUUGUAUUUAACCUCUAGAACGUCGGGCUCGGAUGUGAAAAGCCAUCUAGAAAUAUUUGGAAUAUUAUUUGCGGUUUUGAACCAGCUUUGAGGAUUUUUGACGGAUGCAAAACUUCCAUAAUUUUGGAUUUAUUGUCGCUAUGGUUUUAUCCUGAACACAGAAGUGGAGCUUUGGUUGUUUCCUUUUGUCUCUGGUGCCCCGAAACGGAUCCUAUAUUCAAUUGAAAUUAAACUCAAUUUUUCAUUAAUUUUGAUGGCAAUUUUCAGGAUUAUUGGGGAGAAUAAAUAAGCAAACAUGUUUGUAUCUACACAGAGGCAUUUACUCGCCUGCUUCUCAUUUGCUUUGACCUGUCAAUUAUUGGAGGCUGCAACCGGACAGAUCUCAUACAGUGUGUCGGAGGAGGUGAAAAAGGGAACCACAGUCGGUAAUAUAGCUAAAGACAUUAGCCUUUCAGUAAAAGAUCUGCAAUCCAGGGACUUCCGUAUUGUGUCAGGCUCUAAAAAGCAGUAUUUUAGUGUAAAUAUAGAGACGGGCGUUUUGCAGGUGAGCGAAAGAAUCGAUCGAGAGGAGCUUUGCGCAGGCGCAAUCUCGUGCUCCGUUAAUCUGGAAGCCCUAGUGAACAGUCCAUUACAGCUCUACCGGGUAAGAAUAAACAUUCUCGAUAUUAAUGACAACUCUCCAGUGUUUCCAAUGAGCUCUGUAGUGAUUAAUGUCAGUGAAAGCACCGCACCUGGUGUGGUCUUUCCACUGGAGAGCGCGCAUGACGCAGACAUUGGAGUGAAUUCAGUAAAAACGUACAAGCUUACAUCUAAUGAUUACUUCACCUUAGAUGUACAAACUCAAGCUGAUAAAACGAUCUUCGCAGAGUUAGUGCUUCAAAAAAUUUUGGACAGAGAGAAGACUCCACGGCUUGAGCUCACAGUGACUGCGGUUGAUGGCGGAUCGCCUGCCAGGACCGGAAUCGUUGUGAUCGAAGUUAAUGUGAUAGACACAAAUGACAACGCUCCAGUUUUUAGUAAACCAUUAUAUAAAGUUUCCAUUGCCGAGCACGCGCCAAUUGGCACCACUGUAACUAGACUACAGGCUCGAGAUCUAGAUGAAGGAUUCAAUGCGGAGAUAGUUUACUCCUUUAUCAGUCGAACACCCCAAAAUAUUUUGGAGAUGUUUGAAAUUGACGCGCAAAGUGGAGAUGUUAGAAUUAAGGGUGAUGUUGAUUAUGAGGAGAAGGCCGCUUUUGAAAUCAGAGUUCAAGCCACCGAUAAAGGUCCAGUGACUAUGGCAGGUCAUACUAAGCUUUUAAUAGAGGUCCUAGACAUUAAUGAUAACCCCCCAGAUGUGACUGUAACAUCACUUCUUAGCCCGGUAGAGGAAAACGCGGGAAGGGGAACAGUAAUUGCCCUAAUGAUGGUAUCAGAUCCAGACUCAGGUAAAAACGGAGCAGUACGCGUUCGCCUUGCUAGCUCCAGUCCAUUUAAAUUACAGUUAUCCUUUCAGAACUACUAUUCAUUAGUUUUAGACGGCGUUCUGGAUCGGGAAAACGUUACAGAGUAUAGCAUCACAGUUAUUGCUGAAGACGAAGGGUCACCGCCAAUGUCCAGAGUUAAAGUAAUACAGGUGCAGGUCUCUGAUGUGAAUGACAAUGUGCCUCGCUUCCCAAAUUCUGUAGUUUAUGCAUAUCUGCGCGAAAACAGCAAAGUGGGCUCCAUUAUAUCCACAGUAAGGGCCUCUGAUGCUGAUAUCAUGGAAAACGCACACAUAACAUACUCUUUACUACAAAGCUCUGUCACUGGUACUCCUGUUACAGCGCUCCUUAAAUUAAACUCAUUGACGGGAGAGAUUGAGAGCAUGAAGUCGUUUAACUAUGAGGAGAUAAAAACGUUUGAGUUUAAAGUUCAGGCCACAGACUCUGGUGUUCCUCCGCUCAGCAGUAACGUGACUGUAAAUGUUUUUAUCCUGGAUGAAAAUGACAACAGUCCCGGGAUUCUCGCGCCCUAUUCCGAGCUCGGUUCCGUUAACACGGAGAACAUUCCCUAUUCUGCUGAUGCGGGCUACUUUGUGGCCAAGAUCAGGGCUGUAGAUGCAGAUUCUGGUUACAAUGCGCUGUUGUCUUACCACAUCUCUGAACCCAAAGGAAACAAUCUGUUCCGAGUCGGAACCAGCAGCGGGGAGAUCAGGACUAAGAGGAGAAUGAGUGACAAUGACCUGAAAACUCACCCGCUGGUCAUUUUGGUUUGUGAUAACGGAGAGCCCUCACUGUCAGCGACUGUGUCUAUCGAUGUUGUGGUUGUUGAAAGCGCAGGUGACGUCAAGACCACAUUCAGACAUGCGCCGAUAAAGGAGGAGAGUUUCUCGGAUUUAAAUCUGUAUUUGCUGAUCGCCAUUGUGUGCGUGUCCGUCAUCUUUUUACUGAGUCUCAUCAGUUUGAUGGCUGUAAAAUGCCACAGGACAGACAGGAGUUUGGGCAGGUACAGCACCCCGAUGAUCACCACUCAUCCUGACGGGAGCUGGUCUUACUCCAAAUCUGCUCAGCAGUAUGACGUGUGUUUUAGCUCGGACACACUUAAGAGUGACGUAGUGGUUUUCCCUGCGCCAUUUCCGCAUGCAGAUGCAGAACUGAUCAGUAUUAAUGGAGGAGACACUUUUACCAGAACACAAACACUCCCUAAUAAAGAAAAGCCUAAAGGUCCCGGUGCAGACUGGAGAUAUUCAGCGUCCCUUAGAGCAGGAAUGCAGAGUUCAGUCCAUAUGGAGGAGUCAUCUGUGAUGCAGGGUGCUCAAGGAGUUCUUGUUCAGAACUGGCCCACCGCCUCUAGCGCUCCCGACAAUGAGGGUGGAGAGGUCUCUCCCCCUGUAGGUGCUGGAGUGGACAGCAACAGUUGGCAUUUUAGAUACGGGCCGGGGCCAGGAGGCCCUCCACAUCUGAAACCCGGUGAGGUUCCUCCUGAAGCUUUCAUCAUCCCUGGUUCUCCAGCCAUUAUUUCCAUCAGACAAGGAGACGGAGACGACAAGAGCGAUUUUAUUUCCUUUGGAAAAAAGGAGGAGGCCAAGAAGAAGAAGAAAAAGAAGAAGGAGAAGAAGGAUAAGCGGGAGAAAGGAAAAGAUGAUGAUGAUGACGAUUAGAGAGACAGCGGAAACAGUUAAAGCAAGAGCUGUUUUGUUUUGUUUUUUGUUUUUUUAAGACAGAAGUCUCAACGAAAGUCUGUAGAGCAAAACUUAUUUUUAUCAAUCCUAAAAUCCAUAUUUGGGGCUCAAACAAAUAUUUUCUGUUGGAUUCAAGUGAAAAAUUUGAUUUUCUGUCACCUCCGAUCUCUUUCACGCAGAUAGCUUCCCCUUCCUAUUAUUUAAGUAAUUGAUUAAUCUCGCCUUGAGUUGUUACUUGAUUGAUUAAUAUUCUCCCAUGCCUCACCCACACUAUUCUGCAUAAUAUGUCCUUCAGACUCAUGUUGGUACAUCUGUCUUAUUUAUCCUUUUGGUUUUUGUUUUCCAAUCUUUUCGAUAGGGAGACAAAAUCUGAUUGUUUGUAAGCUGUGUGCCGCUUCACUUGUGCUAUCGUGGUAAAAUGGAGACAAAAUAAUUGAGAUUCAAAAUUGAGUUAAGUUGGAUAUAAUGGAAGCAGGACACACACUGCUGUAAAUAUGCAGUUUGGGCACCGCUGUAUGUAAAGCAGUAAAGAUGCUAUAUUAACGCUUUUGCUCGUUCACUUCUUCUGGUGUGGGAUGGAAGAAACAUCCUUUUAAACAAGAGACACUGAUACAUUUUCACUUAUAAAAAUCGCACAUACUGGACAAAUGGGGGGAAAAAAAGUACAUCAAAUGAUGUACUUUUAUUUUGUUGCUUUAAUUAUGUUACCAGCAAAUGUUCUCCAAGGCAUAGUGUACAUGUGAGAAAGUAGUCUCAUAUUUAUACACACAUUCACAUAUAUAGACACAGAUUUAGUAAACAGGGUGAACAAUCAGUCAUAUCUAUAGCAACUACCAAAACUUCUCCUGCUUGGAAUUGUUUCUAUCCUGGUUGGCCUUUUGAUUAACCAGCAGUUGGACAAGUCAAUAUCAUGUAAAGCUCAUAAAAAUCAGCUCUUCUGGAGCCUGGUUAUGUGCUCUGUUGUUAAAGGGAUGAUUGUUUAUGCAUUAUGAACAGUAUUACUGUUAAUUCACCAAACCUCAGACACCUUCAAUCCUAUAAACUAUCCUUAAAUAUCCCGUGAAGAAAAGGCUUAGGGGUCUUGAUUUUUUUCUGUGGCAUUGCCUCAUACAUGUAGUUUCCCGACUGUCCUUGACCUUGUCAUCCCAACCCUAAUUCUGUGCCUGCUUUCUCAGCUCAGUAUGUCAUACACAAAACCUAGUUGCCUCCUUUCUGCUUGCUGUCUGGAGGACCAACACACCCUAAGAGCAAAGAACACAAAAUAUUAGCUAGGGGUUUUCAAAUUUGAUGGGUAGGGGUUUUUUCGUGCACAGUUUUUAUAAGCUUUAAGUGAACUUUAUUGCUACUGUACAGAGCUUCUGUCUGUCUGUCUCUUCUUGAUCUCUCUGCUGGAUAGGCUAGCUCUAGACAUUGUGGUGUACUCAUGUAGUAUGGAGAAAUGCAGACGACGCCUGUCAAAUUCCCCCCCGCCGCAGAGGACAGAGGCUCCCCCCGCCGCACUGUAAUAUGUAAAUGAUCCAGUGCUGUCCAAUCAACUUCAGCUCUGCCUCUGUAUUAGGCAAUGUAUUUUUUCUGGUCUCUAAACUCAUCGGAGAUUAGUAGAGAAGAACUUUGGGGUGAAAAUAGUGGCUUGCCAGUUUGAUCCGAUGUUGAAGGUGAAGUGUGUAAUUUCUGUGCCAUUAGCAGCACCUAAAAUAUUUUUCCCCCCGUCUGCCUUUAAUAGAUCCAACUAUUGGUUUUGAGCUCUGUCAGGCUGUUUGGGUUGCUCAAACAAACAGAGCAAUGUUUUCAAAGACAAAUUCAGUGUUUACACUUGAAAAAAGUAUCUAAACCUCAGAAAAUAUACACAUCAUCUGUACAUUGUUAUAAAAACAACCAAGUGUUAUUUAUCUGAUAUCAAUAAGACCGGACUGUUGUCUCCACUCCAUGCUUUCUAGCGUCUGGUUACAGUGACACGUCUGUGUUCUGAUGCUAUUGGUUCCCUCACUUGCCUGCCUACCUUGUUGCCACAAACCCAAAAAUGUCUCAAACCGAUGUCACAAUUACUCAAACGUGACUGCUGCAUGACUUUACCAGAAAUAAAACACGUACUAUAUAGAGAUAUAUAUGAAUAUAGAUAUAGAUGGCUAUGAUUUUACUAUUUUUGUUUAUUCUUUUUAUUCAUUAAUCACAAAAGAGAUUUGUGUAUGCACCAUCUAUGAGCCUUUUUCAUACUGACACCUCUGCACCGACUUACAGUGGACAGUUAUGACGUUACUAAACCUUGGUAUUUGUAAAUGCUCUAUAGUGUGAUGCCCUGAAGCUCUUGGUUUUAUCCUAUUCUUUUCAUUUUUGUUUUAUGAAAAAAAAAAAAAAAAAAAACUUUUUGUGUUUGGCUUUGACAUACCGAUCAAACUAGCACUGUAUAAUGUAGCUAAAUUAUGUAUGAUGAUUCUAUCCCUACUCUUUCACUUCUUUGACAAAGGAAAAAAAAAAAAACAGGAAAAUCAUCCUGAUGUACAAUACAAUAUAUGUAGUUUAUGCUUGUAUCUAGUGAUUGUUCAUGCUGUCAUUAUUUCUUAUUGUCUGGUGGUGAUCAGUAGGUGGCGCUGUGCUGUCCAACUGAAUGGCGGUCAUCUGUUGUAAAACCCUCUUUUCUGUACACCUGUUCAUCAAUAUGUGAUGGUGAAUUAGUGACCUUCAUUCCAUUCUUAUUUUCUCUUCUUUAUUAUAUAUUUUUGUUUCAUUAUGAUGGAAAAGUGGUAAUGUGUUUUGUUUAUAAAUCACAAAAUAAAUAAACUUUCCUUUCUUAAGAAUGUGA
Carassius auratus (goldfish) is the source of this 6447-nucleotide messenger RNA. RefSeq names its product protocadherin alpha-C2-like. The transcript is spliced from 4 exons. Gene Ontology annotation, cellular component: plasma membrane. Gene Ontology annotation, biological process: homophilic cell-cell adhesion. The coding region runs from base 801 to 3626 and encodes 941 amino acids. Lineage: Eukaryota; Metazoa; Chordata; Actinopteri; Cypriniformes; Cyprinidae. Gene Ontology annotation, molecular function: calcium ion binding. The record is from RefSeq and is a predicted model, not a curated record.